Sipha flava (yellow sugarcane aphid) is the source of this 2214-nucleotide messenger RNA. RefSeq names its product ATP-dependent RNA helicase DHX33-like. The coding region runs from base 124 to 2103 and encodes 659 amino acids. NCBI's taxonomy places the organism in Eukaryota, Metazoa, Arthropoda, Insecta, Hemiptera, Aphididae. The record is from RefSeq and is a predicted model, not a curated record. Gene Ontology annotation, biological process: positive regulation of transcription by RNA polymerase I. Gene Ontology annotation, molecular function: RNA binding; ATP binding. Gene Ontology annotation, cellular component: nucleolus; intracellular anatomical structure. The transcript has a single exon.
UAGUUUCGCAACUCACGAGAUUUUUUAUUGUUUUAUUUUGAAUUUAUUAAAACACAACAAUGUGCGAUUCGAUUAAAUUAUCUAUUUAAAAUUUACUGUAAUCGGUGCCGUUAAAACAUCGAGAUGAAUGAUUUAAGUAAAAUGGACCUGGUCAAGUAUUUCGAUGACGAACGAAAAACCCUUCCUGUUGCUCUACAAAAGGAUAAAAUUUGCGCCUUGAUUAAAAAAUAUGAAACGCUCAUCAUCAUUGGUGAAACAGGAAGCGGUAAAACGACUCAGAUCCCUCAGAUCGUUUACGAAAACAUAUUACGACAGGACGAAGAUGUAGUAGUUACCCAACCAAGGCGUGUGGCAGCGAUAUCGUUGGCCGAACGUGUGUCAUUCGAAGUGAACACUGAAAUUGGUGAUUUGGUUGGUUAUAGAGUCAGAUUCAUUGACAAGACCAAUCACUUCACCAGAAUAAAAUUUAUGACCGACGGUAUGCUAAUGCGUACAGCCAUAUUGGAAAAGAGUUUGUCAGCGUAUGGAUGUGUUAUUCUUGAUGAAGCUCAUGAACGUACCGUGAAUACAGAUUUGCUUUUCGGCAUUGUCAAAAAAGUCCAACGCUCUCGUAAACACAGUUCAAACCCUCUUAAAGUAAUUGUCAUGUCUGCAACUAUGAAUGCUGAUUUAUUUGCUGAUUAUUUUGGCAAUGCUCAGAUUGUCUACUUGCAGGGUAGGCUUCAUGAUAUUAAUAUAUUUCACGCAAAGAAAAAUGUUGAGGAUUAUUUUCAUGACACUUUAGUAACCAUAUUCCAGUUACACAAGGAGGCACCAGCACGUCAUGACUUUUUAGUAUUUCUUACUGGCCAAGAGGAAAUAGAAAAUAUGGCCCUUGCUAUUGAACAUAUUAAUCAAGAUCCUGCAUUAAGAAAUUAUCCUGUCAUAAAGGUACGGACAUUAUAUGCAUCUUUGCCUACCAAUGAACAACUCAAGGUGUUUAUGUCGUUAGAACCAAAUGAAUUUGCUAGAAAAAUCAUUCUGAGUACAAAUAUUGCAGAAACAUCAGUUACAUUAACUGGUAUUAAAUAUGUGAUUGAUAGUGGUAAAGUCAAAGUUCGAUGUUUUCAUCCUGAAACUUCAAUGGAUGCCCUAAAGAUUGAAAAUAUCUCUCAAGCUCAAGCUGAACAAAGAGCAGGUCGUGCUGGUCGUGAAUCAGAUGGCUUUUGUUAUAGGAUGUAUUCGAAAAAACAAUAUGAUGAAAUGACCAAAGAUCCUGUACCAGAAAUUCAAAGAUGUAAUCUAGGUAAUGUAGUUUUACAAAUAUUGGCCAUGAAUAUGGAUCCCCAUAAAUUUGACUUCAUUAACAAGCCAUCAACAAAUGCAAUUGAUCAGGCUUAUAAAAUGUUAGGAAAUCUAGGUGCCACAAAAAACAGUAUUUUAACUGAAAUGGGUCAUAAAAUGACUAAAUUUCCUCUAGAUCCAAGAUACUCAAAAAUAAUAUUAUCAUCAGUUAACUAUGGUUGUUUGGAAGAUAUCAUAAACAUUGUAUCCAUACUCUCUACCGAUUCUAUUUUUGUAUCUAGUCUAUCAGAGAAAAAAAAGAAACAAGCUGAGGAAGCCCACUCAAAAUUUAAAUCAUCUGUUAGUGAUCAUAUUAUGUUAUUAAAAACUUUUCGUUCUUACAGAAAAGUAAGAAAAGAAGUAAAGUCCAAUUGGUGUGACGACAAUUUUCUUAAUAUCCGUAAUUUAGAAUACGCUGACCGUGCUCGUGAUCAAUUACUUGAUAUUUGUAGGUAUUUACAUUUACCAAUUGGUCAAUCUUGUGGUGAAAAUUUUGAUCUUAUCAGGAAAUGUCUGUUAACUGGAUUUUUUGAAAAUUUGGCAUAUAUUAAUCAGGAAAAAAAAUAUGUAACAGUUAACGCCAAGAAAGAAUGUAAAAUUCAUCCAACCUCGACACUGUUUCAUUCAUAUCCCCAUUGUGUACUAUAUACAGAGAUCAUAGAGACUAGUCAGGCUUAUAUGAGGUAUGUGACGGUGAUUGACAAAGAAUGGUUGUUGGACAUUGUACCUAAUUUUCACCAAAGACAUAAUUAUCAAGUUUUAAUGAACAGUGAAGUAUAGUAGGAUAAGCACUAUUUUCUAGGGGUUUACCCUAUAGUGUAUAUAUUUGUAAUAAUAAAAAUAAUGGGACAAAUGUCUAUGCCUGUAAAUUGAUAAAUUUGUUAUUUUUGU